GCGGUGGAACUAGAUUCGGAGUCCCGGUACCAGCAGGCCCUAGUGUGUUACCAAGAAGGGAUUGAUCUGCUUCUGCAGGUUCGGAAAGAAGGAGGACAUUGGUGACUACAACAUUGGACAUAGCAGGUCUCCUGGAACAGUGGGAGAAAGAUGACACACAGAAGAAAAAAAUUGGAGCACAAGAGACCUUCAGCACCUGUUGACUUCUCAGAGCAGACCCGGGUAAGCCCGAGAGCAUCCUGAAAAUGACGAAGAAAGGAAAAACUCUUAGACUGUUUGUCAUUGCAUGGGGGAGCCCCGUGGAGAAGGCAGUAGAAAAUCAGAAGCCUAUGGCAAGGCAACCCAUUCAACACCAAAUAUGAUGGGCAGAAGCUCACCAUGGGAUCAGACUGGGCUAUCUUCAUUCUCAGAGGGGAGCCAUGCCUAGGAGAUCAAGGACUUUGGCCAUUCAAGACAGAAGUACUGAUGUCACUUUGGAGGAAUGAGUGUGCCUGGCAAAGGAGAAGGAGGCCAGGAGAAAAAGCAAGAGAAGAGCAAAAGCAAGGAAGGAAGGAGAUCUGAAAUCGCAGGCCUUGAAGGAAGACAAUUGAGCUGGAGGUCAGCAAGAAGACCUGUGACUUCGCAGUGUAUCUCCGCAUGGAGAGAUGGGCCACUAGAGCUCCUUGCUGGUCUUGUGGGCAGGGUGAAUGCUGCAAACUACAGACCAGGCACCCAAGAUCGUACUAAGAGAUGUUAUCUCAGAGAAAAAAUUACUUACUAUAUGGAUAGAGCAGAAGACAUAAAGAAAUACUUGGAUCAAGUAAAAGAAGAUGGAAAAUAUCACAAACAAAUUAAGAUAGAAGAGAAUGCAACAGGUUUUGGUUAUGAGUCACUUUUUAAAGAAUACCUUAAUGAGACAGUCACGGAAGUUUGGAUAGAAGACGCUUACAUUAGGCACACUCACCAGCUAUAUAACUUCCUUCGAUUUUGUGAGAUGCUUAUUAAGAAACCAUGUAAAGUAAAAACAAUUCACCUUCUCACCUCUCUGGAUGAAGGGUAUGGGAAUGUACAGCAAAGUAGUGGCUUGGAAGAAAUAAAAGAGUCACUCAGGAAACAUGGAGUGCUGUUGGAAAUAGAAUAUUCUUCUUCAAUACAUGACCGAGAAAUUAGGUUUAACAAUGGAUGGAUUAUUAAGAUCGGAAGGGGACUUGAUUACUUUAAAAGACCACAGGGUCGUUUUUUUCUUGGAUUUUGUGACUUUGAUUUAAGACCAUGUCAUGAAACAACAGUGGACAUUUUUCAUAACAGGCACACACGAAAAAUAUGAUGGUCAGUAGCCUAAUUCAUACUUCAUAUUUCUACUCUAAAUGUUGUUUUAUUCCAUUUUCUGUUGCUAUAGUUGAAUACCACACACUGGCUCAUAUAAAGAAUAGAAGUUGAUUUAGCUGGCACUUCUGGAGGCUGGGAAGUCUUAGGACAGUGUCAGAAUCUGGUGCAGGCCUUCUUUCUGCAUUGUACGUGAGAGAUGGCAUUAUGGAAGAGAUGCAAGCUAUGCCCAGAGUUCACUUUUAUAACAGCCACUUUUGGGAAGCAGAGCUGGUCAUAUUUCAGAAGUCCCACCUCUUAAAACUGCUAUUUUGAGGACCAGGUUUCCAACACAUGAACUUUUGAAGGUCAACAUUCAAACCACAGAAGUGAAUACUGGAUUUAAAAAA
Messenger RNA from Fukomys damarensis (Damara mole-rat), 1694 nucleotides. RefSeq names its product microtubule interacting and trafficking domain containing 1 (gene Mitd1). Gene Ontology annotation, cellular component: midbody. NCBI's taxonomy places the organism in Eukaryota, Metazoa, Chordata, Mammalia, Rodentia, Bathyergidae. The coding region runs from base 482 to 1306 and encodes 274 amino acids. The record is from RefSeq and is a predicted model, not a curated record. The transcript has 8 exons. Gene Ontology annotation, biological process: midbody abscission.